This is a messenger RNA of Melanaphis sacchari, 727 nucleotides long. It is a transcript of the gene RpL12, whose product is annotated as 60S ribosomal protein L12. Gene Ontology annotation, molecular function: structural constituent of ribosome; large ribosomal subunit rRNA binding. The transcript has 6 exons. The record is from RefSeq and is a predicted model, not a curated record. Gene Ontology annotation, biological process: translation. Gene Ontology annotation, cellular component: ribosome; cytosolic large ribosomal subunit. Lineage: Eukaryota; Metazoa; Arthropoda; Insecta; Hemiptera; Aphididae. The coding region runs from base 170 to 667 and encodes 165 amino acids.
AUAAUAUUAAAUACUCUCUUUUUAUUUUAUAGUUAGGACUCCGGUUCAUCCAUUUUCUAUCGGACUCCGAUUCCGUCAUCUCGAGUUGUUCAGUCGGCUGAAUUCUUUUUCCCUAUUUUUUUUUCUUAAUUAAAUUCCUUUUAAACCGUUCACUUACAUCUGAAUAACAAUGCCACCUAAAUUCGAUCCAAGUGAAAUCAAAGAAGUGUACAUGCGAUGUGUUGGAGGAGAAGUUGGUGCUACAUCUUCUCUUGCUCCCAAAAUUGGUCCAUUGGGUUUGUCUCCCAAGAAAGUCGGUGAUGAUAUUGCUAAGGCUACAUCUGACUGGAAAGGUUUGAAAAUUACUGUUAAAUUGACUAUUCAAAACAGAGUAGCUACGAUUUCUGUUGUUCCUUCAGCAUCAUCAUUGGUAAUCAAAGCUCUUAAAGAACCACCUCGUGAUAGAAAGAAGGUUAAAAAUGUUAAACACAAUGGUAAUGUAACUUUGGAUGAAAUCAUCAAUAUCAGUAGAACAAUGAGGCCAAGAUCAAUGGCCAGAACAUUGGCUGGAACCGUAAAAGAAAUUUUAGGAUCAGCUCAGAGUGUUGGAUGUACUGUUGAUGGAAAAAAUCCUCAUGAUAUCAUCGAAGGAAUUGAUGAUGGGGCAAUAGUUGUUCCGGAAGAAUAAAAGUAAUUCUUGUUUGUGCAAUUGAUGGUCAAAUAAAGUACUUUAAUUCUUUCAACUUAA